Messenger RNA from Lathyrus oleraceus (garden pea), 558 nucleotides. RefSeq lists its product as uncharacterized. Bases 1 to 558 code for a protein of 185 amino acids. The record is from RefSeq and is a predicted model, not a curated record. The transcript has a single exon. NCBI's taxonomy places the organism in Eukaryota, Viridiplantae, Streptophyta, Magnoliopsida, Fabales, Fabaceae. Gene Ontology annotation, molecular function: enzyme inhibitor activity.
AUGUCUUUCACCAAAAUCCACCUCGUACUUCUCAUUGUCUCAAUCUCAAUACUCUUUGCACCAACCACCCAUGCCGCAGGCAUCCAAGCUCGAGUUUUGAAUAUGUGCAAAACUACAACAAAUCCAUCGCUAUGUUACAAAACAAUCUUACCAAAAGCAUUGGAAACUCCUAAAUUCAACAUGUACAAAGCCCUAGAGAUUGAGAUCCAAGCUGCGCAAGUACAAGUCCUUAAAACCGCCACUAGCAUUGCAACCCUACUUUGGAAAUCAGGAAGCGACAAGGCCAUUGCUGAUUCACUAACUGUUUGUAAGAAUCAAUACCGAAACAUUGUUGAAGCUGUAACCGAAUCUGUUUCGUUAGUAUCAAAACGUAACGUUGGAGACGCAAGGUUCAAAUUUAGCGCGGUUAUCUCUUACUAUUUAGCUUGUAAAGAAUCAUUUGAAGAAAGUCAGAUUACUUCACCAAUUGCUGCUGAUGCUCAAACUGUUUAUGAUCUUGGUGGAAAUUGUUUGGAUUUAAUGAAAGCCAUUGAAGAUAAAGAGAGGAAAAGUUAUUAA